Molecule: messenger RNA, 2269 nt
Organism: Strigops habroptila (Kakapo)
Lineage: Eukaryota; Metazoa; Chordata; Aves; Psittaciformes; Psittacidae
Gene: BLOC1S4
Product: biogenesis of lysosomal organelles complex 1 subunit 4
Exons: 5
Coding region: 60-683 (207 amino acids)
Cellular component (GO): BLOC-1 complex
Source: RefSeq, a predicted model, not a curated record
GCGCCGGCCCCGCCACGCCCCGGCCCGCCGGCGGAGGGGAAGCGGAGGGAGGCAGUGUGAUGGCGGCGGCCGCGGGGCUGGGGGAGAGCGCCGGGGCCGAGCCGCCGGGCGCUUGCCCCGGCGCGGACAGCGGGCACGUCUCCCAGAGCCACAGCAGCGCCUCCGGCCUCGGGGAGCCGGAGGACGAGGACGCCUCGGAGGCGUUGCUCAGCACCACCGCCGCCGCCUACUCCGCGUACCUGCUGGCCGACCGCAGCCUCUUCAGCGAUCAGAUAGAAAGCUUAGACAAGAACCUAGAAGAUUUGCUGACCAGAGUGGAUGAAUUUGUGGGAAUGCUGGACAUAAUUCGAAGUGAUUCCUCUCAAGUUGUCAAUGAAAGUAUACCUGAAAUUUACACAAAAGCUACAGAAAUGAGACAGAUAUACAGGAAGAUUGACAACCUAGAGGCUUUUGUGAAGAUGAUUGGCAAUAGCGUAGCUGGACUGGAAGAACGGGUCAUAAAAGCAGAAACAGACCUUGGAGCUUUUCCAAGCACAUUCAAGAAAAUCUUGCACACAAUCAGCAUACCAUCCUUCCUUAAUAAAUCAUCUUCCUCACGACAACAACAGACCCUCUACGAACCUCCAGUCCUCUUCAAGACUGAAGACUAUUUUCCGUGUCUUAAUGAAGCGCCUUACCAAUGAUUUUUGCUUUGGGAUUGAUAUGAAUCAGCCAGAAUAGAGACAGCCAAGUGAACAAAAGAAAUACUAGCCUCAAAAUUGCUGCAUUUUUCAACAUUAUUGAUGGCAUAUUGUCAUUCUGAUUCUCAUUGUCUUCCUUCAGGCAGUAUUUUCAGGUAAUCUUUGUUUGUGUACAUUAUUUCAAAAGUCUUCCUAAAACACAGUAUAAAUUUUCAGAUUAUUUUGGAGAAGGAACAUAAGAAUACUUCUUCUUUAGGUUUAUUUUUUUCCCCUUUUUAAAAUAGAGAAAUAAUAGGAAACAAUUUUAUAUAUAAUUUUUUUAACACACAAAUACUUGUGCUGCUGCAAGUGUAAAUAGCUAUACCACAAAGACGUGGGCCUUUGUUUUUUGUUUGUUUGAUUGUUUUUUCUUCCCUGGAAUGUACUGAUCAGGUUGUAAGAAAAACUAUGCAUAAAAUAAUCUACUCCAAGUUUUGGAACCUGGUCCUUGCAGUUUGUAUAGAGAAAUGCUCUACGUUGGGAUGUACAGGUUGUAAGAGGAGGACUUGGAAGAUCGGCGAGGAGUCAAGAGCAUGGAUCAAUGCACAUGGUCUAGUCCCAGUUCACAAAGCAAACAUCCUGCCCCCACUGAUGAUCAUCAUGUCACAGUAACCUGAGAUUCUAAUUAUUGCAGCAUUGUAUUGUUUGAUGUGUGACCAGGUGGGCAUAAGAUAAAUAUAUAAAUAUGUAUAUAUAUAUAUAUAUGAUUACCUGCUGUCAAAGUAUCUAAGUUGAGGCAAUGAUGUCCCUGGGCUGAGUCUCAAUCAGGUGCCUGGCCAGACUGUCCCUCUUCAGUAACCCUCCAUGUGGUUACUGGGAUUCCCUGCUGGUUGCGGUGUGAGUGUAUUAUCAAUAAACUAAUAGCUAUCUAACCCCUGUUGUUGUGGUCUUGCAUCUCACCUGACAGUCUCAAACUGCACCGUUGUUUCUGAGAACCUUUUUUCAUACAGCCUCACACAAUGCGUAGCAGGUAUUAAUCAUAAAUUGUUGUAUUCCUCUGAAAGACAAUUUUGUCACUGCUGUUUUACUACCAAUAUAACUCACUAGAAAUAUCCAAAAUUCAGAUUUCAGGGGAAUAAGGAAUGCAUAAUCAACAUGCCUGUUGAUUUUGUGCAAGCACAGAAAAAAGUAUGCAGUUGUAGAGCAAGGAUUAUAUAUUAAUAGCUAAAGCUUUGAAAACCGUAUGGUCUUGUCUAAAUAGUAUCUGAAGCAACAUUUAGUAAAAAUUAAAACAAAGAUUGUGAAGUCAAAAUUAGUAGGUUCCAAAAGCAGUUCUACUGUAAAACUUACUUGAAUUUUAACAUAAAGAAUCUAAAAAAAUUGUUACAUGUAAACGUGCAGAAAGGCAGAGCCAUUUGACUUUGAAGAAGGACUUCCCCCUUCUUCCUAUACUCCUGGCCUUCAUAAUUAGUUCGCUAUUUAGGUGUUCUACUGCGGCAACAGUUGCAUUUCCAAAAGGUGCCAUACUUUUCAGUCUAUGCAUAAAUAGCCCGUGAAGGCUUAUCACUCCUCAGUGAAAUCUAAUGAAAUGGCUACUUAGUGUAGCAACA